Pan troglodytes (chimpanzee) is the source of this 1254-nucleotide messenger RNA. Its product is annotated as nuclear pore complex-interacting protein family member A9-like. The transcript has 9 exons. The record is from RefSeq and is a predicted model, not a curated record. NCBI's taxonomy places the organism in Eukaryota, Metazoa, Chordata, Mammalia, Primates, Hominidae.
UUUACUGCUGUUACCAUCAUCACUGCCUUCAGUGACCAAGGGCCUUCCAAGGUGCCAGCUCUGGAACGAAGGAUGCCCUUGGGAGGUGAUGACACUCAGGUUGAUGGGCGGAUGGCUACAUGGAUGUGAUGGAGAUGGUUUACUAUCGGGACCUUCCGUAUCCUGCUGAUGCUUUGUUGCUUAAGAUAUGAAUGGCUGAGCAGAGGCUGUAAAACCUGGCACUCUGCUUGGGUUAUCAAUACUCUGGCUGACCUUCGUCAUCGUGGAACUGACUUUGGUGGAAGUCCUUGGUUACGUAUCAUUACUGUGUUUCUGAGAAGUUAUAAAUUUGCCAUCUCCCUCUGCACAAGUUACCUUUCUGUGUCUUUCCUGAAGACUAUCUUCCCGUCUCAAAAUGGACAUGAUAGAUCCACGGAUGUACAGCAGAGAGCCAGGAGGUCCAACCGCCAUAGACAGGAAGGAAUUAAAAUUGUCCUGGAAGCCAUCUUUACUUUAUGGAGACAGGUGGAAACCAAAGUUUGAGCUAAAAUCCAUAAGAUGAAGGUGACAACAAAAGUCAACCGUCAUGACAAAAUCAAUGGAAAGAGGAAGACCGCCAAAGAACAUCUGAGGAAACUAAGCAUCAAAGAACGUGAGCAUGCAGAAAAGGAGAGGCAGCUAUCAGAGGCAGAGGAAAAUGGGAAAUUGGAUAUGAAAGAAAUACACACCUACAAGGAAAUGUUUCAACGUGCGCAAGUGUUGCGGCGGCGGGCAGAGGACUACUACAAAUGCAAAAUCCCCCCUUCUGCAAGAAAGCCUCUUUGCAACUGGGUCAGAAUGGCGGCAGCGGAGCAUCGUCAUUCUUCAGGAUUGCCCUACCAGCCCUACCUCACAGCUGAAACUUUAAAAAACAGGAUGGGCCGCCAGCCACCUCCUCCAACUCAACCACGUUGUAUAAUUCAUAGCACCCUGAGCCUCAAGACACCUCCCAAGUGUCUGCUCCAUCCCCUUCCACCCUCAGCUCCACCCUCAGUGGAUGAUAAUCUCAAGACACCUCCCGAGUGUCUGAUCACUCCCCUUCCACCCUCAGCUCCACCCUCAGUGGAUGAUAAUCUCAACACACCUCCCGAGUGUGUGCUCUAUCCCCCUCCACCCUCAGCGGAUGAUAAUCUCAAGACAACUCCCGAGUGUCUGAUCACUCCCCUUCCACCCUCAGCGGAUGAUAAUCUCAAGAAACUAACAAAGAAUAAAUAAAUAAUAUAAAAAUAAAAUGAA